Racocetra fulgida is the source of this 1129-nucleotide messenger RNA. Lineage: Eukaryota; Fungi; Glomeromycota; Glomeromycetes; Diversisporales; Gigasporaceae. The record is from the annotation of a GenBank genome assembly.
AUGACAGUAAAGGCCUGCACAAUCGGACAGAAUCCAACAAACUUGCUAAAAAGAAGUGGGUGGGAAUAUGUAUGCCAAGAUUCUUGUAAAAACAGUUUUACGUUGCGGGCCGAAGCGGGACGGCAAAAAAUCUUUAUGCCCAUGCAGGCCCCUAACGGUUCUGGCCACGUGAUUAAAAAACGACAAGCUACAGCAGGUAAAAGUCCACAAGUUCCAUCACCACAACCACAAGUACCUCAACAGGCAUCGAAAGCACCACAAGCACAAGAACCACCGGCUCAAUCACAGGCACCACCGGCACAAGCACCACCGGCACAAUCACAGGCACCACCGGCACAAUCACAGGCACAACCAGCUCAACAACCACCAUCUCAACAAACACAGCCAGCUCAACCAGCUCAACCACCAGCUCAACAAUCACAACCAGCUCAGCAAACACAACCAUCUCCGCAAGGGCAAACACAGCCAGCUCAACCAGCUCAGUCACAGCCGGGACCACAAGGACAAGGACAAACACAACCAGGUCCACAACCAGCUCAAACACAAGCACAAGGAGGUACUCACCAGUCUGCAAACGGUAAUGAUCAAAAAAGUACAUCAUUAUCGUUUGUAGUUAAUGAUUUCACAUUUAAUUCUUGUACUGACACAUUAAAAUGUUCAAAAGAAAACAUUGGGACUACUGACAAACAUAUACCUUCAACAACAGCGCCAAAAGUGACCAGUGAAUUAACUACAACCUAUGAUGUUUGUACCAACAAUCCCAAUUGUAAAGUUGUCCCGCUGACUCCUGGUCAAUCAGCAAAAAUGGUUACGACUACUCAACCGGCGGAAACUAAUAUUGUCACUUUACCACCAGCAAACGGUGCAUCACCUAAACCUAACGCAAAAUAUACAACAACUAAAUUUACCUCAACUAUAUAUCAAGUAUAUCCAGGUUAUUCAACAAUUACCUCAUCAACAGGUUCAGAUGGACAAGUAGCAACAUAUGAGACCUAUGUUCCACCAAGUACAGUUGUUGUAUUAAAAGAAGUUACUGGUGUUCAAGAAGCUGAUGCAUUAAGUACUGAUGGAAUUGUUGGUGGUGGAAAUAGUUUUAAUGAAAUGAGAAGAUCUGGAUCUGGACUAUUGG